CUGCGUACAAAUUGAAUAAAUAAGAAUUUCCUUGCUGGCUCAGGCCAAAGACCCAUCGAGCCCAACGUCCUGUCCUCACAAUGACCAAUCAGAUGCCACCCCUAGGAUGCCAACAAACAGAACUUGAGGGUGGCAGCGGCAGCAAUUCUCCCUCUUGAGAUUUCCUGCGACUGGCAUUCAUAUGCAUACAUACGUGCACACAAGUCAUCACGGCUGGUAGAGGAAAGAGAGAGAACAUGGUGAUGAGUUUCCGAGUCUCGGACCUCCAGAUGUUGCUCGGGUUCGUCGGCCGGAGCAAGAGCGGCUUGAAACACGAACUGGUGACCCGGGCCUUGCAGCUGGUCCAGUUUGACUGCAGCCCCGAACUGUUCAAGAAGAUCAAGGAGAUUUACGAGACGCGCUACGCCAAGCUCUCCGAUGCAGGGCAGAUUCCGCAGCAACAACAGCAGCAGCAGGCGCCCCAGCACAGACCUCCCCAGGAAACCCUCUCCAUCCAUUCCUCCUACGACCGCAGCAGCAACGCGGUGGCCAGGACUGCUCUCUCCACCGCCAACAUUGACUACCCCUCCCUCUACGGGAAGUACUUAAACGGACUGGGGCGGUUACCCGUCAAACCGGCGAAGCCCGAGGUUCAGCUGGUGAAGCUCCCCUUCUACAGCAUUUUGGACGAACUCCUGAAGCCCACCGAACUCGUCCCGCAGAACAACGAGAAGCUACAGGAGAGCCCGUGUGUCUUUGCCCUGACGCCGAGGCAAGUGGAGCUCAUCAGAAAUUCCAGGGAGCUGCAACCAGGUGUGAGAUCGGUCCAGGUAGUCCUCAGAAUCUGCUACACAGAUACCAGAUGCCCUCAGGAAGACCAGUAUCCCCCAAACAUCGCUGUGAAAGUGAACCAUAGUUACUGUUCUGUCCCGGGCUAUUAUCCCUCCAACAAACCAGGUGUGGAGCCCAAGCGGCCUUGUCGUCCUAUCAACCUCACUCACCUCAUGUACCUGUCUUCCGCAACCAACCGCAUCACCGUCAUCUGGGGCAAUUACGGAAAGAGUUAUUCUGUGGGCCUCUUCCUCGUGAGACAGAUGACGUCGGCAGAGCUGCUCCAGAGGUUGAGAGUAAUCGGCAUUAAGCACCCAGAGCUGUGCAAGGCACUUGUUAAAGAGAAGCUUCGCCUGGACCCAGAAAGCGAAAUCGCCACCACUGGUGUCCGAGUGUCUCUCAUAUGCCCGCUUGUGAAGAUGCGUCUGUCGGUGCCGUGUCGGGCCGAGACCUGCGCUCAUCUCCAGUGUUUCGACGCCGUUUUCUACCUGCAGAUGAAUGAGAAGAAGCCCACCUGGAUGUGCCCAGUUUGCGACAAACCGGCCACUUACGACCAACUGAUGAUUGAUGGGCUCUUAUCGAAGAUCUUGACGGAAUGCGAAGAUGCCGACGAGAUUGAAUACUUGGUGGAUGGCUCUUGGUGCCCUAUCAAAGCAGAGAAGGAGAGGAGCUACAGCCCCCAGUGUCCAAUUUUAGUUGUGGGCGGGUCCACAGGUGGCACUUCGGAGGCCAACGGUGUGCCGCCUCCCGCCCCCAGCGUGGAGAACGGCAAGGUCCCCGCCGAUGUGGUGGACUUGACGCUGGACAGCUCGUCCUCCGAGGAAGAGGACGACGACGACGAAGAGGAGGACGACGACGGCGGACCCAAAAGGAAACUGCCCCGCCUAUACAAGAACGGCUUGGCAUCCGCCUGCUGACUGCAGGGGGCGCUCCGAGUCCUCCGCGUGGGAAAAGCUUGAAUACCUUGGUGCUUAUUCAGACGUGGGAAGAGGGGCUUUCUCUCCCUUCCCCCUCUCCAUCUCGCCCUCUUGCAAAGCUGCCCCUUGUGACUUCCCAGUUCCAAGUUAAUUUUUUAAAAAAAAAAAGAAAGAAAGAAAAGAAAAAAAUUAAGAAGGCCUGCCAGGGGCGAGGGUGUGGCGGCGACGUUGGCGGAGCUCCUGCGUGGCUGGAAGACGCCGCCCGGCGAGCCAUCCUCUUUCUGGGGUCUUUUGCCAGCUCAUCUUGCACCGCCGCGAGAAGCAGGGCCGGGACGGCACACACCUCUCUUGCAUGGAGGAGUCGUGUCGGGAAUUGGCCACUGGCUCUCCUCUCCUUCCUCGCGCCCCCGACCCCCGGCUCUCCUCUCUGCCCCCGUUGCUUCUUGGAUGACCUGGUGCCAGCUGCUCGGAGCAUGUCUGAGCGCCGGCGGGCAACCUGAACUCUUCUGGGCCUCCCAAAAGCGGCAUGUGUCUCUUUGGUCUUGCCUUGUUCGACAGCCAUUCCUGACUCCUCCUCAAUCUCUCUCUCUCUCUUUCCCUUUCUCUGACACGUGCGAGACCCCUCGCUGGACGUUUUAAGGGAGUGCUGUGUGUUGCCCUUCGAUGCCCGGAGGCUCCUAGAACCAGCAGGUUUCCCUGGUCCCCCCCUCCACUGCCCCCCGUCCCAUGGGCAUGUCAGGAAAGGGCUUUGGGAGGGGAGCCGGUGCAAGAUGGACCUCGACUUUGAAACCAAGAUGGUUUAGAGUUCCUUGGAGCAUUCUUGGGAGAGAACCUCAUGUAAAGAACUCUUUUUAGCUUCUCCCGAAAAUAAUGUAGAAUUCUUACAUACUGAUUCCCUGUUACUCCCCACGCCCCCUUUUUUUAAGUUGAACAAAGCCAUUGGGGAGGUGGGAGGUGGGGAGGGGUCGGAAUGCGGAAUGGGCUUGAACCACAAACCUGUCGUCUUUUCUUCCCUUUCUUUUGAAGUGCAAUAACUUGGUGUGUUUUGGAAGGCGAAAAGGGCUGUGUGUCUCCCCGUCCCACCCUCUUUAAUCUCACCAGGGCUUUAGCUUGAGUCGGGUGUUUUGGGGAACAAAACAGCUUUUUUUGCCAGGGGGCGGGGGUGGGCUAGGAGUGGACGGGCCGGCGGGUUUGGGGGGGGCACAAUGGCCCUUUCCAAAACAGAAAUACCAGGUGGAGGAACUUUUUAUUAUUAUUAUUUUUAUUAUUGUUUCUACCCAACUACCUCGGUUUUAAGACAAACAAACAGAAAUUCAGGUGUAGCUCAGUCAUGGUGGUGGACAGCAUGCAGGUGACUGUUGUCUUUUUAAAAAUUGCCUAUGGACUUCCAGCUGCUUUGAUACGUCUCCCCCUCUGUUCCCCCAAAGCGCACGCCCUCGUGUAUCUGUGAACUCCUUUUUAAAUAUUGCCCCCUUCUGCUCUGCCUGGCCUCGGAUCGCUUGCCUACGUCUGCUCUUGACUUUCAUUGCUGGCAAGCGAGGAAAUGCUCGCCCCUCAUAUCACACACACACACACACACACACACACACACACACACACACACACCCUCUGCCCAGGAGCUGGUGCACGACUAGUAACCCCAUGCAGAUGACCAAGGAAAAGUGUGUCUGUUGGUUUCAUGUGUUUACACUAGGCCAAGACUGUGCAAGGUGGGCUUUUAUUGCACACACUGAAAACUGAAUUGGCCUCGCAUUUUAUUUUGGUGGGUCGGGGGAGUUGUCCUGUUUCCUUUGCCCCCCCUUCCCCCCCUUCCUGCCAUUCCCACCUGUUGUCCGUCCGCCAGUCCAGCAAACCUGGAACGCGGGGUGCUUUUGCUGUCCCCCCCCCCCAGAAAAACAAAA
Molecule: messenger RNA, 3628 nt
Organism: Podarcis raffonei (Aeolian wall lizard)
Lineage: Eukaryota; Metazoa; Chordata; Lepidosauria; Squamata; Lacertidae
Gene: PIAS4
Product: protein inhibitor of activated STAT 4
Exons: 11
Coding region: 237-1727 (496 amino acids)
Biological process (GO): protein sumoylation; regulation of transcription by RNA polymerase II
Molecular function (GO): zinc ion binding; SUMO ligase activity; transcription coregulator activity
Source: RefSeq, a predicted model, not a curated record